Molecule: messenger RNA, 2058 nt
Organism: Talaromyces marneffei
Lineage: Eukaryota; Fungi; Ascomycota; Eurotiomycetes; Eurotiales; Trichocomaceae
Exons: 3
Coding region: 1-2058 (685 amino acids)
Biological process (GO): regulation of DNA-templated transcription; DNA-templated transcription
Molecular function (GO): DNA binding; DNA-binding transcription factor activity, RNA polymerase II-specific; zinc ion binding
Source: RefSeq, a predicted model, not a curated record
AUGUCGUCGCAAUUUAUUUCUAGUAGCCAGAUUGACUCAUCCCAAACCCGGCCGCCGCUUGUCAGACGCUACAAUGUAGAACGAUCAUGCAUUCGAUGCCAUGAGCGCAAAGUCCGUUGUAACAAAGCAGUGCCAUGCUCUGCCUGCACUAAAGUUGGAGUGCAAUGUCGGUAUCCUGGUCCAGAAAAGACCAAGCGCCGUUCUCAAAAAGGGAAACAAUCGCAACUUUAUGCUCGCUUAGAUAAGUUGGAGAGAGCCUUGCGAGGAGUUGCUGAACCGCCUCGUGUCCAGGAGGAUACCGGCCAGCUUGAUGAUACUAGAUCUUCGGAAGACCUACCAUCAGGUUCGCCUGGGGGUUCGAUUCUCCAAACUGGCAACCACAACAAUCAGAGCGCACCGUCUGAACACCUACAUCUAGACUCAGAUCAAGGGUUUCUUGUAAAAGAUGGCACAACCACUCGAUACAUCAACGAGGCCCUGUUAUCGCAAGUAUUAGAAAAGGAAAGCGAACUCCAGUCGGCAAUUGGCACACCGAACAGUGCGAGCACCUUGGAAAAACGACGACCUACAUUUGGAAUCCGAGGCCUUAUUUCCAACCCUUGCAUAUCUUCAACAAAUCUUUCCACGCUUUAUCCAACAAAGAUGCAGGCUACGCGGUUGUGGCACGUGUGGUUAAACAAUGUCAACCCCAUCGUGAGGCUGCUUCACAUCCCAACUACCCAGCCACUCUUUUUCGCUGCUGUGAACAACCCUACACAGACAUCCGCAGACUUCAGCGCUCUUAUCUUCUCAAUAUAUUUUGCAGCCGUGACAAGUAUAGAUGACUCAGAGACCUAUCUGAUACUAGGCCAAGAUCGGCAGUCGGCGCUGAAUGCCUAUCAGUGUGGCCUUGAAUUGAGCCUUCACAUGGCCGACUUUUUGGAUUAUCCCACCAUAGCUUCCAUACAAGCCAUGUCAAUGUAUCUAAUGUGCCACCGGAGCCAUAACAGUGGACGAUCUGGAUGGGUAUUGAACGGUCUCGUAGUUCGUGCAUCGCAGUGUAUUGGACUUCACCGUGAUGGCGAGCAUUUCAAACUCUCCCCCCUGGAAUGCGAGAUUCGCCGUCGGUUAUGGUGGCAUGUUAUGAUUCUUGAUGGUCGAGUGGCAGAGGACCAUGGGAUUAUCACCGGUGGUUACGGAAACCGUUGUUUUGACACCAAGCUUCCCCUCAAUAUAAAUGAUACAGACUUGACCGCCGAUAUGGAACAUCCUCCCGAGGCCAAAGAAGGACCAACCGAAAUUUCUUUGUCCCUCGUUUCUAUCGAAUCAAAUCGAGCCAUGCAAGAACUUCAUCACGUCAUCAGUCAGGGUCCGAAUGGCAACGACAAAGUGACACGCCUAAAGAAAAUUCUGAAGGACGUCAAAGAGAGGAUGCAAGAGAAAUAUCUUCAGUACUUCGAUACUAAUGUGCCUAUACAGAGGUACGCUUUUUUGCUAGGACAAGUGCAAAUCGUCAAAAUGGAAGCUAUGGUCUGCCAGCAAUAUCUCAAAGGCCGAUCAGCAGAGAACCCAUCUGACCUUGUCUGCAAUGAAUCUCUGACUCAUGCCAUUAAAGGUUUGGAAAUUUGCAUUUUGAUGAAAACAGAUGAACUUUCAAUGAACUAUCAAUGGCUUUGCAGUACCUACAUCCAAUACAGUGGGCUGACUCAUGUUCUCUGGUCCUUGUGUGUCUGUCCUCAGUCGGAAAGCGCCGAGAGGGCAUGGAGUGCAGUGGAGCGGUCUUUUGAGCUGGAAGAAAGGCCAGGCGCGCCAGAACUCGGUCAGAAGUGGAGUGUCCUUCGCAAGCUCAGAGACAAGGCCCUUUCUGUUCGGCAUGCGCUUGGAUCGAGCAAGGGCUCUGUAACUACUGAAUUUCCAAAUUCGGAGCACCCACAAAUUCAGACUGGAAACAUAGAUGAGGACAUUUAUAAUAUUGCAAUAGCGGAGGGACUAAUGUUGGAUCUUGACUUUGAUAUGAUAGCUGGGCUUCACGCCUUUUCUGCAGAUCAUGAUUUUCAGGAUCGAGGACUUCAAUUAUAA